AUGCUGCGAAUCAACCUCCUCCAGACCCUGUUAGUGUCGCUUAUGCUCCUUGCCCUGGUCUUUGCGACGGAGUAUCCAGUGAUCGACAAGGUGCAUCGUGAGUCUCAGUCUCUCCAGGAUGUCCUGGCCAGCAUCAACGUGAACUCCAUUCACGAGGCCCUGCAUGCCUUCUCUCGCAAAUUCCAACACGGCGUUUUCCCGACUGACAUGAGCGCCGCCGAGGCCCUGCAAGAUGAUGAUGAGACUAUUGCAAGCCUGGUGAGGCUGGCCAGACGGGCCAGCAACACGACCGCUGCAUCGGAGCCGACUACUUCGGCAGAGUCUACCACCACGUCGGCAGAUUCUACCACCACCACGGCGCCGGCUACCACCACUGCGGCGCCCACGACUUCCUCCACCUCGGAGUCCUCAACCACUUCGGUUCCCAGCUCGACGUCCAGCUCGAGCUCGGUCGCCUCCACCACCACGGUGCCCACCACCACGACGGCAAGCUCGAGCUCAUCAUCCUCGACGAGCUCCAGCACUACCUCGACUAGCUCAGUGCCCUCCACUCUCACCACCACGACCAGCCACUCGUCCUCAUCCUCAUCUACUACCUCGGCCCCAACCACCGACAGUUCUUACACUUCCACGUACAAGAGCACCACGACUCUGCCCAAUGGAAGCUUGAGCACCAUCACCUCCACGACCAUCGUGCACGUCAACCCGACCGGUUCGUCCGGGAGUUCGACCACCGCCGGCUCUGCCCCUGGCCUGCAGACUGGUGCGGCUGCUCUGACCACCGCCGGUCUCACCCGUGAGGUUGUCGCCAUGCUCGGCGGGGCUGUGGUGUUCGCAAUGGCUCUAUGA
This is a messenger RNA of Penicillium canariense, 849 nucleotides long. RefSeq names its product putative GPI anchored cell wall protein (Dan4). Bases 1 to 849 code for a protein of 282 amino acids. The record is from RefSeq and is a predicted model, not a curated record. The transcript has a single exon. Lineage: Eukaryota; Fungi; Ascomycota; Eurotiomycetes; Eurotiales; Aspergillaceae.